Molecule: messenger RNA, 1043 nt
Organism: Prunus dulcis (almond)
Lineage: Eukaryota; Viridiplantae; Streptophyta; Magnoliopsida; Rosales; Rosaceae
Product: protein DMR6-LIKE OXYGENASE 2-like
Exons: 5
Coding region: 111-1043 (310 amino acids)
Source: RefSeq, a predicted model, not a curated record
UUUCCUCCCGCACAGGGCCACCAUACCCAACUUAAAGAAAUAUUUGGAGAUCAAACCGCAAGCAGCAGCAGGGAUCCUUGAAAACUUUGAAAAUUUGUGUUGUUACAACAAUGGCUGCCAAAUUAUUAUCCGAUCUUGCCUCUGGUGUGACUUGUGUUCCCUCCAACUAUGUCCGGCCUGUACAUGAUCGUCCAAGUCUCGACCAAGUCCAGCCCUCCGAUCACUCUAUCCCUCUCAUCAAUCUCCACGGUUUCGACGGUUCGAGGUGCCAUGAAAUAAUCAACCAGAUAGGCCUUGCCUGCCAAAAUUAUGGUUUCUUUCAGGUCCAAAACCAUGCAAUUGAAGAGGCCGUGAUCGACAACAUGUUGAAAGUAGCAAGGGAGUUUUUUCAUCUGCCAGAAAGUGAAAGGCUCAAGUGUUUCUCCGAAGACCCGUUGAAGACCACAAGACUGUCCACCAGUUUCAAUGUCAAAACUGAGGAGGUCUCUAGCUGGAGAGAUUACUUGAGACUCCAUUGCUACCCUCUCGAGGACUACAUGCAUGAAUGGCCCUCCAACCCUCCGUCUUUCAGGGAAGAUGUGGCUGAGUAUUGCAGGAAUGUCAAAGGAUUAGCAGAGAGACUUCUGGAAGCCAUAUCAGAAAGCUUAGGCUUAGAAAAGGAUUAUAGGAAAGAAUUCGACCCCCAGAUCCAGCAGGCAGAUAAAACUGCUUUGAAGUGCAUAAAUUCAUAUGAUGUUGAUCAGUUACAUGAGACGAGAUCAUCACCAAUAUCAUCAGCCUUCUUAAGUGUUGUCAGUAAUGAUCGUUAUAAGAGUGUACUCCAUCGAGCAGUGGUGAAUUGCGAUAAGGAAAGGAUCUCCAUCCCAACAUUCUAUUGCCCAUCGUAUGAUGCUGUGAUGGAGCCAGCCCCCCAACUUGUUGAUGAUCAUCAUCCUCCCCUUUACAGGAGCUUUACCUAUGCUGAGUUCUAUGAUAAAUUCUGGGACAGAGGCCUCAACACUCGAUCCUCUUUGGACUUGUUUAAGACUACCUCUCAUGCUUAA